Dovyalis caffra is the source of this 261-nucleotide messenger RNA. The record is from the annotation of a GenBank genome assembly. Lineage: Eukaryota; Viridiplantae; Streptophyta; Magnoliopsida; Malpighiales; Salicaceae.
GCGGCGUUUGAAAAUUCUCGGAGUACUAGGUCUUACGUUCGAAGUUCUUCACAUUGUUGCACCUCAAUUCUCCUACCUAGAACCCGUUUGAGCAUCCGAGGUCGGCGCACAACUCCAAAUUAUCGUUUUUCUUUAAUUAUCCGAAGAAAGGAUGGUAAGAGAUUAGGGAUGGUAGAGAAGGAGGAUGAGGUUGUUAGCAACAACUCGGAGGCAUAUGAGAUUGAUCGAGGGAAGGAGAAUGAUGAAGGUUUUAAGGGCUAG